This is a messenger RNA of Penicillium manginii, 1278 nucleotides long. RefSeq lists its product as uncharacterized. The record is from RefSeq and is a predicted model, not a curated record. Lineage: Eukaryota; Fungi; Ascomycota; Eurotiomycetes; Eurotiales; Aspergillaceae. Bases 1 to 1278 code for a protein of 425 amino acids. The transcript has 2 exons.
AUGGGUCGCCCAUUGAACCUGGACGAUGUCGAGUCCAACCAGGACCAGGAUCAGAAUCGAUCUCACACCUGGCGCGAUUGGAUGAUCGUGUUCACGUGGAGUGUCGUGGGCUAUUUAGCUCUUAUAAUGACCGUCAUUGGAUACUUUGAUCCAUCGCUUUUACCAAUCGAUCCGGCGGCACUGCUGUUCAACAAGGAUAUCUCGCCGUUCUAUGCCUUUUCGCGCGGGGGUCAUUUCUCUAAGCCGUCAGGUUUGAAGAUCGUCGCUCUGGUCCCGUUUAAUAACUAUGAGCACACGUCCAUUCUGGAAUGUUAUCUGCAGAAAAACUUAAUUCAUAACCACGGCUUCCUCGACCAAGUCAUUUUCAUUCCUCAAACGAACGACGCUGCCAGCUUACACUGGCUCAAUUCUCUCGUCGAGGAAACUUCCGAAUAUGCCAUUUCGCCGGCUGGCAAGGAUAUGGAUUGGAAAUUUGCCAAGGAUAACGUCAUGUACAUCCGCAUCGACGGGGAUGUCGUUUAUAUGGAAGACCAUACGAUUCCAACGAUAGUCAAGACCAAGCUAGACAGUCCCGAUACGCUCAUGGUUUCCGCGAAUGUUGUCAAUGAAGGCGCUCUCGCUUCACUGCACAGUCACCGCGGCGUUUCUCUCCCUUAUCUGCCCGAGCUGGAGCAUACCUCGCAACCAUCUCGAUCAAAGUCUCAAUUGGAACACGACUGGCGGGCAUCGAGUCUGCCUUCGUGGACAGGACCGCAAGACUUCAAGGUGCGGAAGGACUUCAAGCCGCCCUUUGAGGGCCAUAGAUGGCUUCUUCCGCGUGAAUCGGCCACGGACCGUGAUCCGAUUGCUGGAUCGGUGUACACGGAGACCGGGCCCAGCAUGUCGGACUGGACGGUCGGUGCGCAGCAGCACUAUUCUUUCCUGCACCAUCUUGAACUGGAUGAUUUGGAGCGGUAUAAGUUUCCCUUGUGGGUCGAUCCUACCGAGCCUGUUACGAUCAAUUUUGGCUGUUUCUGGGGCAGGGAUGUCCAGGGUCUUCGGGAGGUUUUUGGUCAUAAGUCUAGUGAGGAACUUUAUCAAUCCUGGACUAAAGAGGAUGGCUCGAGGCCGAAUGUUACUAUUGAUGGGAAGGGCAUUGUUUCGCAUUAUUCGUCACGGCAGGGUGUGCAGGGGUUGGAUUCGACUGAUCUUUUGGAGAGGUAUCGGGCUUAUGCACAAGAGAGAGUCUGUCGUCAACAUACCGGGAAGACGCCUCGCAUGGAGGUUGAUUCAAGCUGA